This is a messenger RNA of Pelobates cultripes (western spadefoot toad), 15801 nucleotides long. The record is from the annotation of a GenBank genome assembly. Lineage: Eukaryota; Metazoa; Chordata; Amphibia; Anura; Pelobatidae.
CACAUUCAUCAGGAACUGCCUGCGGUGAGCACAAUAUUGCAAAACAUACAUAGGAAAAUAAAUUAGGCAGUACAGUCAUAGCUGUUAAAGGCAUUCAGAAAAAAAAAAAAAAAGUAAUUAAACAUUGUGUGGGUUCGUAUUUCGAACCUUUACAGGAAAUAAAGAAAAUUGUAUUACUAAAAAAUAAAAAGUUACAUUUAUUAUAAAAUGAUUUGUACUAUAUUGGAAACUAUUAUGAAUAUAUUGUGUAUAUAUUUUAUAGGUAUCUAUACUACCCUCUUGGUAAACUCACUUCUAUGUAGAUGUCACGCAAAUCUAUCGUUCCUCCCCUGAUCUCUCCCCGUCCCUCUUGAUUAGUGUCUCUGACUGUCUCUCUGCUAUUUCUAACUGGAUGGCUGCCCUCUUCCUUAAGCUCAACUUGCGGGGGGGAUAUGAUAGAAACAUUUAAAUACAUAAAGGGAAUCAGCACAGUAAAGGAGGAGACUAUAUUUAAAAGAAGAAAAACUACCACAGCAUCCGCCCCUACUUAAUGCCAGAUGUGGCUAAGGUGCUGUUCCAUGCCACUGUCCUCUCUCGUCUUGACUACAGCAAUCCACUUCUCACUGGUCUUACGUGCUCCCAAUUUGCCCCAUUGCAGUCUAUAAUUAAUGUGGUGGCAAGGCUCAUCUUCCUGUCCGUCCGCACCUCCCACGCCUCACCCCUCUGUUAGUCCCUGCAUUGGCUUCCCGUAAGAUAUAGGGCUCAAUAUAAAAUUCUGGUUCUUGCUUUCAAAUCUCUACAUGCUGCUCCCACCUAUCUAUCCUCCCUAAUGCGCAAGUAUGUCCUGUCGAGGCCCCCACUCUCUGCCGAAGACCUGCAUCUAUCCUAUGUUCGUACUCCCACCUCUGAUGCUCGUAUCCAAGAUUUCUCUCGGGCUACACUGUUCCCGUAGAACUCCCUUCCCUUUCCCGGUAGACGCUCACCUCGUCUCCACUCCUUAAAAAAAUCAUUAAAAACUAACUUUUUCACAAAAGCAUAUCAACUAAACUGUUAAUGACUCCAAAAAACCCCCACACUAAGUCUUCAUUGAAUACUAUUCUACCAAUCUACUUCCCUAAUACUGCAUUCUCUUCCUGUACUCUGUUUUUCUAAACAUUGCAAGUCUGUUCCCAUCCUAUGCUUAGCUGACUGAUGGUUUACUCAGUAACUCUGCAUAUUCCUGAAUUAAAUGCAAAACUGAGGCAAAAACAGCCUCACGGUGACUGGCCGAGAUGGAGAAUAUUUCCAGAUUAGAUAUUUCUUCCUGAGAUUUUAUAUUCGGUUUUGAUUUGCUAAUAAUCUCAUUGAAUAAACCUGAUUGGCUUUUCUUCUGUAUAGAAUGUGCAAACUGACAGGAUAAUACAUUCCGAACUCUCCAAUAACAAUAUUAUUCUCAGUUUCAGUCUGUCACCUUCUGGGGUCUACAUAUUUUUCCUCGAUGGUGACUUCACCACUUGGGGUGCAGUGGCUGCGGGGCGCAGAGCAAGGUGGGUUUUACUUCCCUGAAGCUGUCCCUUGCAGUCGUCCCCAUGUCCGCCUGUUGGAUUUGUCUCAGUAUAUCUUUUGAUUUCAUUAGAAUUUCACUGAAAUUCUAACACAGUCUCUAUGAGUAUUUCAUAAAGACAAUUCGUUUUUCUUUGAUAUUGAAAUGGAAAACAUCAGGAGGUGACAACCAGGAUGGUUUCCACGGGCCUGGAAGUCCUGGGGGGCUCGACCGGCAGGGCCCUACAUUCCCUAUCUGUAGCAGUGUAACUGUGAUGGGGCCCAUCAUGAGGCCAAUGCACUUGGGGACACCCAGUGGAAAUUUAUCUACAGGGACCCGGUCAGCUCUGCUGCCCUUUAAUAGCAUGAUCUGGGCACCCCUUCAUUAUGUCAGCCACAGUCAGUGCUGGGAGAAAGUGACUGCUGGUCACUUCCUCCCCGCUUUCUCUGCAUGGGAGGCAGAUCAGAGGCAGUGAGGAGGGGUGAGCUAGACCGACUCCCAUAAGCCCCAGCCACCCUCCUGCACCCAAAAGACAAAAAACAGGAGGGAGGCUAAAAAAUUACUUGUAUUUGUUUGUGUCAGUAUGUAUGUCUGUGUGUCAGUGUGUCAGUAUGUCUGUGUGUCAAUAUGUAUGCCUGUGCGUGUGUCAGUUUGUGUGCGUCUUUGUCAGUAUGUCUGUGUGUGUGUCUUUGUCAGGGUGUGUAUCUUGUGUUUCUGUCUUUUUGUGUGUGUAUAUUUUGUGUCAAUUUGCACAUAAGUGUCUGGGUAUCUGUGUGUGUAACAUGUGUCAGUGUGCCUGUAUCUGUAUGUUUAUCAGUGUGUCUUCUCUUGUCAGUGUGUGUGUAUAUGUGUGUCAUUGUGUGUAUAUAUAUCUGUGUUUGUGUCUGUAUGUGUAUUCUGUGUCAAUGUAUAUCUGAGUGUAUGUGUAUCUGUGUGGGUAUAUGUGUGUGUAACUAUGUGUCAUUGUGUGUGUCUAUGAGUGAGUGUAACAUGAGUCAGUGUGUCCGAUUGUCUGUAUCUCUGUGUGUGCGUGUGUAUCGGUGUGUCAGUGUAUUUGCAUGUGUGUCAGUGUGUAUGUAUGUGUAUCAGUGGGCGUGGAAGUGUAUAAACUACACACAAAUGCACGCCAGCACUCAAACACCAACAUUCACAAACAUACUACAUACAAAAACAUGCUUACUUUCAAAUACACAAUGUAAGCAUGUUAUUGUAUGUAUGUAUGUAUGUAUGUGUAUAUAUAUAUAUAUAUAUAUAUAUAUAUAUAUAUAUAUAUAUAUAUAUACACACACAUAUAUUUAUAUACACCCAUGCUUUACAGUGUGUGUAAAGUGGACACACAUGCACUAACACACACGGUGUCCAAUUUACACCCACUGCAUCCUUGUGGGUGAACUUAAAGGACCACUCUAGGCACCCAGACCACUUCAGCUUAAUGAAGUGGUCUGGGUGCCAGGUCCAGCUAGGAUUAACCCAUUCUUUUAUAAACAUAGCAGUUUCAGAGAAACUGCUAUGUUUAUGAAUGGGUUAAGCCUUCCCCCUAAUCUCUAGUGGCUGUCUCAUUGACAGCCACUAGAGGCGCUUGCGUGCUUCUCACUGUGAUUUUCACAGUGAGAGCACGCCAGCGUCCAUAGGAAAGCAUUGAGAAUGCUUUCCUAUGCGACCGGCUGAUUGCGCGCGCAGCUCUUGCCGCGCGUGCGCAUUCAGCUGAAUGGGCGGAGAGGAGGAGGAUCGGAGGCGGAGAGCUCCCCGCCCAGCGCUGGAAAAAGGUAAGUUUUUACCCUUUUCCCCCUUCCAGAGCCGGGCGGGAGUGGGACCCUGAACGUAUAUAUUUUCCUGGCACUAUAGUGGUCCUUUAAAGGCAGACCCUGAGGGCAGGCUUGGAGGCUGACCCCUGGUGGCCCAGACCUUGAACUGUGUUAGGGCAGAUGGCAGCCCUGGGUAUAAGGGAUGCAUGGGUUACAUAUUAAAAUAAUUUCAAUAUAAAAAGUAAAUGUAACCUUAAAACCAAGCAGGAACAACUCAGUGUGUCAGUGUGUUUUCUCUCUCUUAUUCAGACUCAUGAAGAAUGAAAUAGUUUAAAAGAUUUUGCGUCCACAUGAAACUGCCGCUUCGACGUCUUUGGCCGGCUUUUAAUGGAAUCCAACGACCUGCUUUGAUCUGAGCUCCUGUCUCGAUCAGGUGAAGAGAUGACAAUGUUAUUUCAACCAUGAAAGGGUUUUUUGCUAAAGUGUGAAUUGUUGGGAAUUUUAAAGUGGAUUUUUAGAUUUUAGGUUACAAUACCCCGAAUUGGAAAAACCAGCCAAAUUGACUGUUUUUGGUUCUUUUGAAAUCGACAUUUCAAAAGAACUAUAUAUAUAUAUAUAUAUAUAUAUAUAUAUAUAUAUAUAUAUAUUAUAUUCUUUAUAUAUUCUAUUCAUUAUUUAUGAGACAACACAGUUGUACAAAUGAGACAAUGCAGCUUUAUAGGGGACUAUAAUCCUGAUGAGCUCAACCAAUCCUUUGCUUUCCCAUAGGGAAGCACUGGGGGGCUAGGACGCAUGUGCCGCAAUCGCUAUGCUGUGCCAAUCGACAUCUCUUCACGGGGAUACAUUAAGUCAAUGCAUUUCUAUGGGGAGUGUUGAGAUGCUGAACAUUGGUCCUGCAAACCGUACCCAGGAAGUCCCUCUAGUGGCUGUCAGAGUGACUGAUUUUCAGAGUGACAGCCACUAGAGUGUGACUUAGACAGCAAUGUAAACACUGUGUUUACUCACUUAAGGCAGCGUUUACAUUUCUCAGGCUGCAGGGACAUGUGAUAUUACCCAGAAUCACUACAUUAAGCUGUAGUGGUUAUGGUGUCUCUAGUAUCCCUGUCAUUAUAAACAUUGUAAAGUCAACAAAAAGUGACAAAACAUAAGGCACGUGGAGGAUAGUAUAGAAGGGAAGAAUGAUACAGAACAAUGAACACCUAAUUAAGUAGAUGUGUAGUCCAACCAAGGAUCCUAUUUUUUUUGAACGGUGGGAAGAAUAUAAUUACGGAUGCUGUAAUUUUGGAAGAAAGGAAUAUCGUUCCCUUACGGCACUUUUACUUAAUGGGGAAGAAAAAGAGGACAAGUUAAAUUGCUUUAUAAUGAAUAUUCCUUAAAGAAAAGCAAUAAAUGUACUUGUUAUCCAACACCAGGAUAGACUCCACGCAACAGUCUACCCACUUUGUGUUCUAACCCCGCCCAGACUUUCUGUGACUGACCAAUCGCAGACUUCCCAAUGCAGCCCAAUGAGAAGUCUUUGCAAAGCCGGUGCUCUGGGCAAUUGCUGCCCUUUGAGUUUUGCUCCACUGAGCUAAACAAACCAGGAAGUAACAGGAUCAUUGUCUGAUUGACAGAUUUUUGGUUGGUGAUUUUUACUGAAAUAUGCAUUUCUUGUAAAUAAAAAAAGAGGACACACUCUUCAUGCAUAAAGAACUUCAGCAAGCUAACUGCUUUAGGUCUGUGUAGUGUUACUUUAACUCCCACUAGGGCAGCAGAUCAGGGUAUUUAUUUUUGUUAAGAGUAAAGGAAGUUGUAUAUUCAGUAACUAUUCCUGUAGUUGCUGUGAUACUGUGAUUACGUCGAUGUAGCCCUCUGAAGAGGAUUGGUUGACAAGGGAGAAGAGAAAACAUAUUUUUAAAUGUAUUUUUUCUUAAAUCUUUACAUUUGCUACCACGUCUACCUACGUAUAAAUCAAAUUUGUUGUAUUCUAAUCUUAAAGAAAGAAAAUGAUCUAUUAUACAUUUUUUACCUAAUGUGGGAACACGUUUUCUCAAACUUGCAGGAAUUAAACGAGGCCAGGAGAUUGGAUCCCCACAAAAGCAUGUUUUCAGUAUAUGUUCAGCUCCUCUUCUGCUUAGUACCAUUUCUAAUCCAUUCUAAUGCUAUAGAAAUUCCACUUUCAGGUGAGUCCUAUUUAUUAUUAUUGUUUAUAGGCAUUGAUAGAUAGUUGUAUUAUUUAGGAUGAAUCCAGCCUUGUGUGGCAGUGAUGGACUGGAAGCCACGAGAUAAGACAGCUCUCUGAGUGACUGCAGAGAGUACGGACUAUGGGUUCUGCAGAGAGCCCUGGUAUUUAUAUCCAUUUAUUUAGAAUUAGCAAGGACAUCCAUGUAAAAAUAGGAAGACAAAGAAACUUGGUGUUCUUGUCCUUAAAACUAUUUGAGGAAUUGGCCCAGUUGCAAGCGGUUUACUGGGUCCAACAGGAGGGAAGUGGUCAAUCCCCACAAUAAACCAUACAACAGCGUGGGACCGAGCUUAAAAAUAAUCUUACCCACUGACAAAUGUCCUGCCUUUUGCUGCGGAACAGUAUUGUAAGUAAAUAAAUAAAAGCAGACCUGAUGGUGGGGGGUGGACCUUUUAUACUUUUACUACUUAGAAUAGUUUUUUUAUGUCCUGACUGGUGCAGGUGGUGAAAUUAAGACGGAGGAUUUAAAUACAUAAAGGGAAUCAACACAGUAAAGGAGGAGACUAUAUUUAAAAGAAGAAAAACUACCACAACAAGAGGACAUAGUCUUAAAUUAGAGGGACAAAGGUUUAAAAAUAAUAUCAGGAAGUAUUACUUUACUGAGAGGGUAGUGGAUGCAUUGAAUAGCCUUGCAGCUGAAGUGGUAGAGGUUAACACAGUUAAGGAGUUUCAGCAGGCUCGGACUGGCCAUCGGUGGGCCGCAGAGGCCAUGGGCCAAGGCCGGCAGGGGAGGUCACAGGAUCUCCCCAGCCAGUCUAUGCAGGACCGGCACUAUCCAAGCGCCGGCCCUGCUGUUUUCCAUGACAGGCCAGUGGGGAGAUCAAAUAUCUCCCUCACCGGCCCACUUGCAUAGACAUGCAGCUGGGGAGGGAGGGGAGGACCCGGCGGAGCUUUAUCUUGCAGAGAUCUUGAGAGAUCUGGGGCAUUUCCAUGGCAACUCCCCCAUCUCGCGAUAGUGAACUCUAGCCAGCACCACUAGGACCACCAGGGAUGGUGUAAGAAUGCCGACCGCACCUCUCAGGUACCACCGUGCUGGUCCCCCCUCACAGGCUAUAUGUAAGAAGGGAGGGGGGCAUAUAAUGCCUGCUUAUUUUUUGUUUGUUUUUUACACCCCCAACACACAAUCCCUUCUAAAAUUCACACACCGCACCCUCACACACAUCACACACACGCACGGCGCCCUCACCCACAGCACCCUCACACACAGCAGCCUGACACACAUCAUACACUGCACCCUGACACACAUCACACACAUCACCCUCACACACAGCACCCUUACACACAGCACUCCCACCCACAACACCCCUCACACAUACACACAGAACCCCCCCAACACGCUGCACCACACACACACACAAUACAUAUAUAUAUAUAUAUAUAUAUAAAUAUAUACUACAGCUUCCCUCACACACAUACUGCACCCCUAAACACUUUACAUUUCAGACACACACAAGAUCCCUUACCCACCUCUGGAUCAUCUACACACAGACACACACUAGAUCCCUAUAUACACUUUGAAUCCAUUUGUAACAGCACUCCCAGGCAUAAAAGGGUUAAACCGCCGUUUAGUAGAUCUUCCCCUUCCAGAGGCACAGCUACUGCAGAACCCCAAACUCCCGAACAGGAUACCAAGUAGCACUCCCAAUUCCCGAACUGGAACCUCACAAAUAGCUGCUAGCAGCUGAACAGGAAAAGCACCCAAGCGGCUUACACUCCUGGCAAUCAGUCUCUAACAGCAUACAGUAAAUCCCCCCAAGAAUGAGAAAAAAGCUUCGUGUUGAAAGUCAAGCAGUGAACAGACAGAGCUGUGGGUUUAUUGUUCUUAUAUACACAUUAGUGCCACCCACAGGGUUUUGGAAAACAACCAAUAAACACAUACAAUACACUCAGACACUCCCACAAAAUCCUCCCCGCUGCUUUUGAUAUAAUUACCUUACACGAUGGGUAAUGUAAUUAUCACCGGCAGAGAAAUACAGUUUUUCCACAUUAUUCAUAACUUUAAAAGUAUGCAUCACAUUCACAUAAAACAUUUUCAGAAUCAGCAUACCCCAAAUACAAACAUACGUCAAAAUCAUACAAAUUGGUCCAUUGGUUCAAAAGAUAGAUCGAAGUCCUUUGUGACCAAAUAAAGCAUGGCUUUUCUGCCCAAAACCAGUUCCACAGAGUCUUCUAUCCUGGAGAUAAUUGGGAAGUAAUCCAAUUAUCUCCAAGGACAGAGGCAAAACUCCAUUAAGGACAUGGCAGUAAAAAGAUAGUAAAAUACAAUAAAAUACACAAGGUUACAUUUAUUACAUAAAAUACAGACAUGCAACAUAUCCCCAGAUAGCUCAGAUCUGAGCGCACAUUAUUACUGAAUGGCGUUCAGAGCACACAAAUACAGUUCAAUUGCCAUGGAGCCAAAGUCUUUCCCAUAGUCUUUCAUUAUAGGAAUGGGCUCCAUGGCAUAGCUAUCUGGGGUAUCACCGUUCAAACAGGGCAAGCACCGAAUGACCCGGCUUUUAUGUCUUUGCAGAGGAAAAUUAAGCAUUUCAACAUGGGGCCAUAGUCUAAAGGCAGCAGGCGGGCAACCAGGCUCCUCCAAUGCACAGUGGUGAGAUUGGUCUUGCCACACCGUUAUAUACACACACUCACUAGAUCUCCUAUACACAUUCUGGGUCCUUCAAACACACACUAGACUCUUAUACACACACACUACAUUUCUAACAUACACACUCUGGAUCCCCUAUACACACACUAGAUUCCUUGUAAGCAAACACAUUCACCCCUAAACACAUACUCUCUACAACCCCUACAAACACUACAUCACCUACACACACACACACACACACUAUAGCCUGUAUGCACACACUUACUACAUCCCCUAUACACACAUUAUCUACAGCCCCUAGCCACAUAUGCAUUACAUUACACCACAAGCACAACACGACUAAAACCGACCUUAUUACACAAUACCACACCACAAUCAGCUCACUCUACACACACGCAAUCCCACAAGCAGGUUCCAAACACAUGCGCAAUACUCUUUCCUGGCCCUUUUGUCUCCUGGUAUCCAUUUAUAGAGACACCAGAGACAAGUUGCAAGGAAACACAGUGAAAGCAUGUUAUUAAAUUUACUUGCCCUGUGCAGAAUAAAUACAGGGCUUUUUUCUCAUGCUAGAGCUCUUCGGCAGAGCUCUGCGCAUGGUCUGCCCUGGAAGAGCAUUGAACCAACAUGCUCAAUUUGAGAGGGGGCAUGUUUGUCAUUGGUUAUGGCAAAACACACCCUCUCUGCCCAGCCCCCUUUGGUUCGUAUCUGCCGUCACAUUCUAUGUUUCUAAGUGAUGCUGCGAUGGUUAACCAGGAAGUGUUAGCUUAUUUGGACACGUUACAGUUUGUCAUUUCAUAAGUAAUCCACCUGAUUUGCUUGCUUACAAACAGGACCUGUGAAAAUACACAGUCAUUACAAUUAAGUGGUCUAAUUUACUGGUUAAAGCAGCUUAUUGUACAGAAAUGUUCUGCAAAGUUAAUUUUAAUGACGGUGUUUGUUAUCCCAUUAAGUGGAGCAGUUGCCGGUGAUUGUCGAUGUCAGCGAGGAGUCCCAGGUGGCAUUUCCAGUAGAUGAAGAAUUUAGCAUCAAAUGCAACGCUAAAGGAAACCCAGCUCCAGUGUAAGAUUUAAUAUUAUUUUAUUUUAACUGCGUGGUCAGUGCUAUACAUGCUCGCUAUUUGCAAGUAAUACACAAGACCGUAUAUCUAGAUGCUGGGUGGCAGGAUACCAGUGGGUGUGGAAGCAGGAGAGAUAAAAUGGGGGAAAGGGAAGGACAAAGGAGUAGAAUAGAGCUUAGGGACUAGCAGUUGCAAGCUGUCACUGUUACCAACAGUUGGUGUUUAGUAGCUAUACUAGGAUUCUACGCCAUGUCAGAUACAUAACUCCAGACCUUUUGUUGUUUGUUUCUGCUAUGUGAUUAUUAUUAUUAUUUUUUUUUAAAUUAAACAGGAAGUUUACGUGUAUAAAGAAUAAUUGUAUGUUUUAUAGUGUGUGACUUUUAAACGAUAAUGCUUUUUGAUACGGUUUAACGGGGGAAUAGAAACUACUUGUCCAAGGGACUAUGACAUGACAAGCUGCUUGUUCUGAUCGAGAAAAUAAUUUCAGAUAGAAAGACUGCGGCCCGCAGAUUUCACAAUCCAGGACAGGUACCCUCAAAUGUCAGUCUGUCCCGUAAAAUGUUAGACUGCUGGCACCUAUGUGUUUGAUCUGUGUCUAGCACGUGUGCAUUUAUACUGGCUUUGUGUGUGUGUGUGUGUGUGCUUAUGUGUUAAAUGCUUGCUGUGAGCAGUAUUUGUGUUUAUGUGUUGUGCACUGAUUGUGUGCUGGCUGGGUAGCAUGUGUUUGUGUUGUGUGCUGGCUGUGUGUGUGUGAUGGUGCUUGAGGCGGACAUCCCGAUGGGAAGAGGGGUUUCGCCAUCAGAGAUGUUCGUUUCCCCCAGUGUGAGUAGAGCUGCAAUAAUCCUGGAAGCGAUUAUCCUAAAACACAGUGAAAUAGCUGUUAUAGCUGUUCCCUACAGACACAAGACAAGGCUCUGUGUUGAGGGUAAAACUGGAACUGCUUUAAUGGAAGCCACAGCUGGACUUUUAUGCAAGGGGUUUCUGGUGACACAUUCCAUGGACAUUCCCCACUGGACCUAAGAGGGGACAGCAACAUAAGCACACACAUAAUUACAUUGCCUCUCAGGUCCAGAACAAGCAUAAUAAAAAUAUCUUAAAAUAUAUAUUUAAUAGUGAGAUAUCCCUUCAAGUUCAAUAUCCCAGGAUAGCCUAAGUCUGAGUGCCCAACAUAUCCUGAAAGCGCUCAGAUCCCAUGAACACAGCCGAAACGCCACCAGGGUAUAGUUUAGACCGACCGCACAUAAGGCGCCUGCCCAAAAUAGUUCCUUGAAAUUAGGCUGUGCAGUCAGUCUCUUUCAGUACAAAUAACAGUUCAUGCAGACAUUCACAGAGUAUCUGUGGUUCGAGGGAUGUUUCUACUUUGUUCGAGGGAUGUUGCCACUUUGUUCGUAUAAAUAAUACCAAACAUAUUUGGAAAUGAAAGUAUCAGCGGUGUUCGUUUGCUCUCUGUGUUUGUGUCCGAAGAUGGCCGCCACCACGUGUUCACACAUACAAACGAUGACCACCCAGCUGACCGCUUAGAAUGUUAAGGUGCUUGUGGUUACAGAGGUGUUAGCAGAGGUUAAUGGGGUCAACGAGUGGCACACUCUGCAUAUGGGUGGUUUGGCGUUCGGUAGAUUAUUCGGUAUUCGAAUGGGGCAAAGUUAACAUUUGUGGUGGAUGUAUUUCGCAGAACAAACAGGCGAAGGGAAGAAAGAGCUGUAAAAUCCAGGGACAGGGACGUUUGUCACAUUGCUUUAUUUUUGCCUGCAUCCUGUUCAUCUUUCUGUCGAGAGUGGGACAAUGCACAUUUGCAGUCCAGCAUGGGUUAAAACUCUUUGGUUGUGUGGGAUAAUGUGGUCUGCAGGUGCAGGCCACAUUCAUUGCUCCCUCCCAGUUUCGGCGCUCAGUGAUUCAGAACACAGGUUGUGACUACCUGCUGAACUCUUACUCAUUAGUGAGCGCCAGACCACAAGGUAGCAUUUACCGUGGUCUGCACCUGCUAGAGUUACAGACCACACACACUUUCUGUAGCAGUUCUGCUGCUUGCCUUUGACAAGGCUAAAUGAUUUUAAAAAAAAACGUCCUGCCCAGUGCCAAGAACUACAUUUUACUGGUGUCAUGCAAGAGGAAUUCUCCAACACUGUUUACGUUAGGGUUUCAAUGUGAUGCCAUAUAUCCAACAUGGGUUUUCCCAUAUGAUGUAUAGGGACUUAGCUGCUAACUUCUUUACACCAAUCUAGUUUUGAGGGCUAGUGGCAUCCGGUAAUGAGUAGAGACAGGUUUGGAAAGCUAGCACUCAUACAGAAUAACUGGCUGGCAGGUAAAAUGCGUGGACAAUAAUUUAAACCAGGUCUGGAGCUACAUGGUGGCUUUUUGGGACUGUCUUUAUGGGGGCUAAUGUUUCCAGAUAGUCCAUCUCGUCCUUAGAUUCCCACUGUAGUUGAAUAUCCCUGAUUGCUUUUGUAUGUCCUCUUCACUCUAAGCUUAUUGCCAUGAGCAAAUGGGUGGAGCUUUUACAAAUGAUUGACAGGAGGCGCCCAGUUACAGGAUAGGGGUAAAUACAGCAGUGUGGAUUUGUAAAUUUUAUUGUUCACACCUCACCAACCUCACCAACACGUAUUUCCUAAAUACACAGAGUACAAGGAAUCCUGGGAAAUGAUGGCUCAGUUUCAAGAUAUAAACCAUUGUAAGCAUUUUAUCUGGAUAUUCUGCCCCUAUGCAUUUUCCUUUUGCAGAUACAAGUGGACGAAGGAUGGGAAGCAGUUUGAUCCGUACACUGACCCCAACAUAAAGACCAGCGACCAAUCAGGGACUUUCACCAUCCUUCCAAAUGAUAAUAUAUCCCACUACGAUGGCGUGUAUCGCUGCUACGCUUCCAAUCCACUGGGAACCGCCAUGUCUGAAGAUACCAAAUUCAUUGUUCCAGGUAAAUUGGGCUUUACAUGUGUUGCAAUGUGUAAUGCCCCAUGCUGACUCCGUUUGCAGAUGUGCAUAGGGAUUAAUUUAAUGUCUCUGAAAUUUUUAUUUAUGAAAGUGCCAAAUUUAAGAUAAUAAAGCACUUUGAUCCAUUUUACAGUAGCACCUCCUGGACAUCAUGCAGGGCAGAAUGGAUUCUUGCUUCAUUCAUUUUUAACUAUAGUUUGAAGCAAAAGUGAAUUAUUUUCACAUAGAGAAGCACUGGUAUCUAGCACGGGACAGGCUGAUUAAAGGUACACUCCACUGACAAAAUACACAAACAAUAUAUAUAUAUAUAAAAACAUUUAAUUAUGCAUUUAUUUCUUGAUCACUAUAUAAAAAGUGAGGUAGAUGCAAAUCAAUGGUCUGCAAGAGACGAGAGCAGUGCUGCAGCAACUUCACACUGUAGUUCCACCAGUGUACAAUGGCAGCAAAAGGAAUAAAAUGGAGUCAUGCACAACUGAUAUCAAAGUGCACACCCUGGUGCUACCAAAUUAUUAGAAGGAGAAUGUACAGCAAACGUUUCGGCCAGUAGUCCUUUAUCAAUGCUAAUGACAUUGCUAAAAUAUAAAAACCACUUGAGAAGCUACAUAUCUCUUAUGUGUAUGUAUGUGUGUGUGUAUAUAUAUAUAUAUAUAUAUAUAUAUAUAUAUAUAUAUUUAAAUUCUAUGUGUAUAUUUUUUAAAUCUUUUUUAUAUAAAUAUGUAAUUUUAUUAAUUACGAUUUAUUUGAGGGACCUGUCUGACAACCCAGGCAGAAAGUCCUGAGAAUUUAAAUUCCAAGCCAUAUAUUUAACCCUGUAACUUUCGAAAAAACACCAUAAAACCUGUACAUGGGGUACUGUUAUACUUGGGAGACUUCGCUGAACACAAAUCCUAGUGUUUCAGAACCAUAAAAUGUAUCCAACAAUGAUAUCAUCAGUAAAAGUGCAGUUUUUGUGUGAAAUUUAAAAAACAAAUAUGAAUGCUAAAAAUGGCCAGCAUUUGUGACUAAGUGGCUACUAAAGAACACUUGACAUACCCCAUUUUGAAUACCUUGGGUUGUCUACUUUUUCUAAUGGUAUGCCUGUGGCAGAACCGCUGCCUGUCCAUGGAUUUUCCCUUUCUUUUACAUGUGUUUCCCCGUAUAUUAAUUUAUUGUUCCCCCUCCCCGUUUGGGAGUGCUAUCCCCAAAGGGAAUUCAUUCACCUCCCGAACGGGGACCACCCCAAUACUUCAUUUAGAAUGUUAUGUUAGAAUGUUAACACCUCGCAACAUAGGUGUCAAACCACAAAGGAAAACAGUUAAUGGGUGCUUUCCUGGGCGGCCGCCAUUCGUACCGACGAACGCCACCAGGGGGAGCAUUCAUGGAUUGUUUCAUGACUCGUUCAUCUCCCAAAUGAGGACAUCUCCGGUGCCCAUUAGAAUGUUCACAUUAAUUAAUCCAAACGUUUGCACUCGCAACCUAAGUGUGAAACCGCAAGGGAAGUAAUUAAUGAGUGCUCCCCUGGGUGGCUGCCAUUUCGUAUAGACAAAUGCCACCCAGAGGGAGUAUUCAUAUCCUGAAAGGAGACGCUUCCCUUGCAGGUUUCACACAGGGACCUCGCGUGCGGAGCCUGGUCGAGACAGGUCCCGCUGUGAGGAUCCCUGAGGUUGGUGGGGACACUUCUGGGGCACUGGCUAGGUUGGCUGGCUUGUUAGUGCCUGCAGGGAGAAAGAGACCAGCUCGUUUCCCUUGGGAGGGCUUUUCUGUGCCUGGUAGACAAAGGGAUGAUGGACCCUUUUUAAUGCGCCUGGACUCCCAGGCACAGAGGCUCCUGGGAAGAAGAUUCCCGGGCAGCUAAUGUGUGAAAGCCUGUGUUUGGGUGGUGGGCUUGAGGACAAAGAGAACAAAGUUGUUUUACUGCGCUGGGCCCCCAGGGAGGUGAAGAAGCUUGGGAUGUGACCCUGUAUGUGGAUGUUGAAGAAUCCCUUGCAUGGGGUUAUGCAUAAAAGCCAAGUGUGGCACAAUAUAAACGUGUUAUACCUCCAUGACAGUUACUGGGGGGGAAAUGGGUCUCUGUGCACUUUAAAUGGUUCCUGACCAGCUGAAGGAAGGGAAUUAGCGGAGGUAACCAGUCGGGUUGUGAAGGGGUUAAGGGCUGUGCUAAGGACUAGUAAGAGUAGUCUAAAACAAUAGAAACCAGACCAAAUGGUCUAAAUGGAUAAACAACAAGUAGGCCCAUGUAGAUAAUAAGAAACAGUGGAGAAUAAACAAUCUCACUUUAAACAACAGAAUAGAAAUAGAUCCAUCCAAUAUAAUGUGGGGGUUAAUAAAAAGUCAUAUAAAAGUCUCACUAAUAUUUCUGAAUAAGAUAGGGGUACAGUCCUCGGGAGUUGAUCCGUCCGGAUUGAUAAAAUAUCCGUAUUUGUGGAGACAAAAGGAGAAAACGACAAACAGCCGAUAGUGUAAUAUUGUAAAAUCCAAUGGUAAAAUAGAUAAAAGGAAGGUAAUACACUCACAUUUGUGAGAGCUUUAACCAGCUCUGGGGUGAAGGGCUUGUAGCGGUAUAAUCCCCGCUAGAGGAUAUACUGGAGAGGUGCGUCCGUCACUCCGGCCUGGUUGAUUCAGUGCUCCAAGGUCUAUAAAAAACAGCAAUAAUGCUAUGAGUAUAAAAGGAUAGAGUGAUAAUAUAUAUAUAAAAUAUGCUCACAAGUAUAGAGCAGAAGGUACUGCUCUAUCAAUACAGUGUUGGUGGAAUGAUCCCCAGCUAAGAUUUCUUGAGUCAGGAUACAAUAAAAGAUGCCAGGUAGAAUUACAAAUAAUACAAAGUGCAUAUAAAAUCCUAUAAACUGAAAAUUGGUCCCAUAAAAAGGGUAACCAAAAGACUUUUAUUGUUAAAAUACACAAAUUAAAACCAUAAAGCCUUAAAGGUGAAACGCGUUAAUGGUUUUAAAUUGUGUAUUUUUUAUAUACCUUGGAGCACUGAAUCAACCAGGCCGGAGUGACGGACGCACCUCUCCAGUAUAUCCUCUAGCGGGGAUUAUACCGCUACACGGUUUUAUUGAGUUGCUGCUUAUUAUUCUUGUUAUUUAGCGCUGACUCUUCCCCCUUGUUCUUAACCAGUCGGGUUACCUGUGGUCUGCUACAAUGCCAUCACGGAGAUAAUCUCAUUCCUCGGCUACAAUUCGGUCUUAAAGGCAACAUAACCAAUCUUGCAAAUUUCAAUGUGCAAAAAAAAGAACUGGACAAGUCUUAUAUUUGAUCCUGUAACUUUCCAAAACCAUAUGAAACCUGGAUGUGGGGAGUACUGUUUUACUUGUGAGAUAUUACGGAGUACCAAUAUAUUGUUGUUGAGCAAAAAGAACAUAUAAUGCUGAUGAUAUCAUCGGUGAAAGGGCAGUUUGUGAAAAAUGCAAAAAAAACUAAAAUGAAAGCUAACUUUUUGUGUAUGGGUCCACUUCAUAUGAAAGAGGUGAAUUAUGGUCGUACAGACUAAUAGCGAAAAUUCCAGGUUUUUAAUUCGAACUUGUAAAAUUACCUCCAUAAUUAAGGGGUUAAUUGGACUUUCAGCUGCAAACUGUCUUCUAUUUUCUGUAUAUAACACCAUGUUUCCCAAUCUCUCCUCUGUGUGCUCCAGGGGUUCCUAAAUUUCCAAAUGAAGCUGUUCCACCUGUUGUCGUAGAAGAGGGUAAACCUGUGGUUUUACGGUGUGACCCUCCCCAGGGUUUAUCUCCGGUUCAUAUAUACUGGAUGACACUUGGUAAGUUUAGCAAUGUUUAAAUAUCUUGUGUG